Molecule: messenger RNA, 843 nt
Organism: Ctenocephalides felis (cat flea)
Lineage: Eukaryota; Metazoa; Arthropoda; Insecta; Siphonaptera; Pulicidae
Product: death-associated protein 1
Exons: 3
Coding region: 105-407 (100 amino acids)
Biological process (GO): cellular response to amino acid starvation; apoptotic signaling pathway; negative regulation of autophagy
Molecular function (GO): death domain binding
Source: RefSeq, a predicted model, not a curated record
CAACAACACUGUACUGAUAACAGAUAAUAUCCAGCUGUUUCCAGACCGUCUAAUUUCAAACAAUUUACUAUAUAUUAUUUAUUAUUAAUAAAUAAAAAUCAAUCAUGUCUAGUACAGAAGAAUCCUGUCAGCUGAAAGCAGGACAUCCUCCAGCAGUUAAGGCCGGAGGCAUGCGAAUAACUCAGCACAAAGUCACUCAUUCGGAAAGGCCUGCAAAAGAUGCUGAGGAUGUUACUGGAUUAACAGUUUCAUCAAGUGCUCCCAGUGCUGUUACCGCUGUAUCAGGAGCCACUGUAAAAGGAAAUUCUGAUUUCUCUCCAGAGGCAGCACAGGCUGCACAUGCCCCUAAACCUCCAGUACAGCACUGCCAGAAACCUGUGGCUCAUAUUCAACAGCCCCGCAAGUAGAUACAGGUCUUUUUAACAAGUCUCAAGUUAUAAUUCAUUGUUGUUAUUGCAAUAAACUUUACCUUUGAUCUCUUUCCAAUUAUCUAUAAAAAUUCAUUCCAAAAUUACUGCAAUUAUUUAGAGUCACAGAUUAAUAAUCUUAAAAGGUUUCGAGUUAGUGUGUUACAUUAAGAUUUUCUCAUGCUUGACAGAAUCUUAGUUUUUCUUUGGUUGUUUUAUAAUUUAGAAAAAAGGUGAAGGUGUGAUUUGAGAGAUUGUAAAUGCUUGGCACUAUUCUAUGAGAUGUAUAAAAUAUAUUUUUAAUAUUUUAAUGAUUUAUAUUUAAAUAAAGUGUUACAUUUAAUAAUAAUGUAUAUAAUUGCAAUACGUUUGAUUACAUUUUUUAGUUUUCCAUAUGUAACUUUAUAUUUGAAUAUUUAAUACAUUGCAAUUAAAA